AUGGAACAGCUGGAUUUCCUUGUGGUGGCAUGUGGCCCUCCUCACACACUGUCUGUCUUCCUCUCCAGAGACCUCAGUAUGAACAACAUCAGUCAGCUGCCCUCGAGUCCCUUGCACAACCUCCGCUUCCUAGAGGAAUUACGCCUCGCUGGCAACGCUUUGACAUACAUUCCCAAGGGAGCAUUCGCUGGCCUUUACAAUCUUAAAGUCCUGAUGCUACAGAAUAAUCAGCUAAGACAGGUACCCACAGAAGCGUUGCAGAAUCUGCAAAGUCUUCAGUCUCUGCGCCUGGAUGCCAACCACAUCAGCUCCGUGCCUGCCAGCUGCUUCAGUGGGCUGCACUCGCUGCGGCACCUGUGGCUGGAUGACAACGCUCUGACCGAAGUCCCGGUGCAGGCUUUCAGAAGCUUAUCGGCGCUGCAAGCCAUGACGUUGGCCUUGAACAAAAUACGCCACAUACCAGAUUAUGCCUUUGGAAACCUUUCCAACUUGGUCGUUCUGCAUCUCCAUAACAAUAGAAUUCACUCCCUGGGAAAGAAAUGCUUUGAUGGGCUCCACAGCCUAGAGACUUUAGAUUUAAAUUACAAUAACCUCGAUGAAUUUCCCAUUGCGAUCAGGACACUCUCGAACCUUAAGGAACUAGGAUUUCAUAGCAACAAUAUCAGGUCAAUACCUGAGAAAGCAUUUGUAGGCAACCCUUCUCUUAUUACAAUACAUUUUUAUGAGAACCCCAUCCAAUUUGUUGGAAGAUCUGCUUUUCAGCAUUUACCUGAACUAAGAACACUGACUUUGAAUGGUGCUUCACAAAUCACUGAAUUUCCUGACCUAACUGGAACUGCCAACUUGGAGAGUCUGACUUUAACUGGAGCACAAAUCUCAUCUCUUCCUCAAACCGUCUGUGAUCAGUUACCCAACCUGCAAGUGCUGGAUCUGUCUUACAACCUAGUAGAAAAUUUGCCCAGUUUUUCAGCUUGCCAGAAGCUUCAGAAAAUUGACCUCAGACAUAAUGAAAUCUAUGAAGUUAAAGUGGACACCUUCCAGCAGUUGCUUAGCCUCCGAUCUCUGAAUUUAGCUUGGAAUAAAAUUGCCAUUAUUCACCCCAACGCAUUUGCUACUUUGCCAUCUCUAGUAAAGCUGGACCUAUCAUCCAACCUUCUGUCAUCUUUUCCUGUAACUGGGUUACAUGGUUUAACUCACUUAAAAUUAACAGGAAAUCAUGCCUUACAGAGCUUGAUAUCAUCUGAAAACUUUCCAGAACUCAAGGUUAUAGAAAUGCCUUAUGCCUACCAGUGCUGUGCAUUUGGAAUAUGUGACAACAUCUACAAAAUGUCCAACCAGUGGAAUAAAGGUGACAACGGCAGUGUGGACUACUUCCAUAAGAAAGAUCCUGGAAUAUUUCAGGUUCAAGAUGAGCGUGAUCUCGAAGAUUUCCUGCUCGACUUUGAGGAAGACCUGAAAGCCCUUCACUCGGUGCAGUGUUCACCUUCCCCAGGCCCCUUCAAGCCCUGUGACCAUCUGUUCGGUAGCUGGCUGAUCCGAAUCGGAGUGUGGACCAUAGCAGUUCUGGCACUUUCUUGUAACGCCGUGGUGACCUCGACGGUGUUCAGAUCCUCUCUGUAUAUUUCCUCCAUAAAACUGUUAAUUGGAGUCAUUGCGGUGGCGAACAUGCUUGUGGGCGUCUCCAGCAUGGUACUGGCCGGCGUGGAUGUUGUCACCUUUGGCAGCUUCGCGCAACAUGGUGCAUGGUGGGAGAACGGCAUCGGCUGCCAAGUAAUAGGCUUCGUGUCCAUCUUUGCUUCAGAGUCAUCUGUUUUCCUGCUUACUCUGGCAGCACUGGAGCGUGGGUUCUCUGUAAAGUGUUCCACAAAAUUUGAAAUGAAAACUCCUUUCUCUACCCUGAAAGCGAUCAUUCUGCUCUGUGUUCUGCUGGCUCUGACCAUUGCCCUGGUUCCCGUGCUGGGUGGCAGUGAAUACAGCGCCUCCCCACUCUGCCUGCCCCUGCCCUUCGGGGAGCCGAGCACCACCGGCUACACGGUAGCUCUGGUCCUGCUCAACUCUCUCUGCUUCCUCAUCAUGACCAUUGUCUACACCAAGCUCUACUGCAACUUGGAGAAGGGCGACCUGGAGAACAUUUGGGACUGCUCCAUGGUGAAGCACAUUGCCCUGCUGCUGUUUACCAACUGUAUUCUCUACUGCCCUGUCGCUUUCUUGUCCUUCUCUUCUCUGCUGAAUCUCACAUUCAUCAGCCCUGACAUAAUUAAGUUUAUCCUGCUAGUGAUCGUCCCACUUCCCUCGUGUCUCAAUCCUCUUCUCUACAUCCUCUUCAAUCCCCAUUUUAAGGAGGACCUGGGGAGUAUGGGGAAGCAAACCCACUUUUGGAUGAGAUCCAAACACCCAAGCCUGAUGUCUAUUGAUUCUGACGAUGUUGAAAAACAGUCUUGUGACUCAACCCAAGCCUUGGUGACCUUUCCAAGUGCUAGCAUAACCUAUGACCUGUCUUCUAAUUCCGGGACACCACCAGCUUAUCCCAUGACCGAAAGCUGUCAUCUUUCCUCUGUGGCAUUUGUCCCGUGUCUCUAAAUGAUAGGGGAGGGCAAAAGUUUUCAAAAAUUAGAAACCUGAAAAUGUGAGACUGAGAACAUCAGCGCAGUAGCUAAGAUGAUCAAGUUGAAACUUGGUUUACCAGCCAAAAGUCCUCUCUCAAUGUGAAAAGGCUGAAACCUAGUGAUACUUGAGAGUGAAUUAUAAGUCUAAAUGCUGCUUGUAUAAUUCGUUCAGCUAACAUGAAUAGAUCAGUCAUAUGGUGUAUAUCACCCCAGAUCCAAAAAGCAUACUGCAAUGUUCUUCAAAAAAAAAGAUGCUCCAUGACUAAUUCCAUUCUCCCCAAGCUCACCAGUGUAAUCGUGUAGGGUGGGGGAACUCACUUCCAAAAUGGGUUUAUUUAAACCUCCAAAUUCCUUAAAAUGUGGUUAGUCAUUAAGAAAGUAUAGGUUUUAAAGGGUCUACAUUACUAAGUGAAGGUUGUAACCCAGGAGAUUUCAUUUUAAUGACCACAUGGAGAUGUUUUCAUCUUCUGCUGCCUUGCCCUGAAAAGAAUUCAAGUCACCAUAUUGUUAAUGAGUAAAGAAUGUAAGGCACUAGUAACCCAUUCAGAUGCAUAUCAUUUUUAGAGAUACUGGGUUUUAUGAAUCAGCACUCAAUGGUUCCACAUGCACCACCCACC
Messenger RNA from Octodon degus (degu), 3223 nucleotides. It is a transcript of the gene Lgr5, whose product is annotated as leucine rich repeat containing G protein-coupled receptor 5. Gene Ontology annotation, molecular function: protein binding; protein-hormone receptor activity; G protein-coupled receptor activity. Gene Ontology annotation, cellular component: membrane. Gene Ontology annotation, biological process: G protein-coupled receptor signaling pathway. Bases 1 to 2580 code for a protein of 859 amino acids. The transcript is spliced from 17 exons. The record is from RefSeq and is a predicted model, not a curated record. Lineage: Eukaryota; Metazoa; Chordata; Mammalia; Rodentia; Octodontidae.